This is a messenger RNA of Kwoniella shivajii, 1020 nucleotides long. RefSeq lists its product as uncharacterized. Gene Ontology annotation, cellular component: cytoplasm; nucleus. Lineage: Eukaryota; Fungi; Basidiomycota; Tremellomycetes; Tremellales; Cryptococcaceae. The transcript has 9 exons. The record is from RefSeq and is a predicted model, not a curated record. Bases 1 to 1020 code for a protein of 339 amino acids.
AUGUCUACCAGUCCCAUAGCUAAGAAAAUGAAAUCAACUAAAGUCAUUGGUACUCACUCGGGUACUUUCCACUGCGACGAGGCAUUGGCAGUAUUCAUGCUCCGAUUGACGGAUGAAUUCAAAGAUGCCGAUCUCGUAAGAACCAGAGACCCCGCUAAGCUCGAACCAUUAGAUAUAGUAGUAGAUGUAGGAGGAGUAUAUUCGCCUGAGAAACAUAGAUAUGACCAUCAUCAACGUGGAUUCGAAGAAGUUUUCGGAAAUGGUGGAUUCGAUAAAAUCAAAUUAUCAUCAGCAGGUUUAGUAUAUAAACAUUUCGGAAAAGAAAUUAUAGCAAAAAGAUUAGGAACGAAUAUUGAUGAUGAAAAAGUUCAAACAUUAUGGUUCACUUUAUACUCUGAAAUGAUCGAAUCCGUUGAUGGUAUUGAUAACGGUGUCAAUAUCUCAUCAUCACCUGUUGCCUAUGCUCAAAGAACAGAUCUCAGUUCAAGAGUGAAAAGAUUAAAUCCUAAUUGGAACGAAGAAGCAACCGAUGCCAUCUAUGAUGAAAAAUUCACUCACGCAUCAAAGAUAACAGGAGAAGAGUUCUUAUCUCAAUUAGAUUAUUUCGCUUUUGCCUGGUUACCCGCUAGAGAUAUCGUUAAAGAAGCUAUGGAAAAGAGAUUCGAGGUGGAUCCAAGUGGACAAAUUGUCGUCUUUGAUAAAUCAUGCCCAUGGAAAGACCACUUAUUCACUCUCGAACCAACAGUAUCACCUUCCUCUUCCUCACCAAUUUUAUACGUCCUUUACCCUGAAUCAGAUGCACCAGGAAGUAAAUGGAGGAUCCAAUGUGUACCCGAAUCACCUGAUUCGUUUAAAAACAGAAAAUCGCUCCCCGAACCAUGGUGCGGAAUGCGUGAUGAUAAAUUAUCUGAAGUCAGCGGUAUUCCAGGUGGAACGUUUGUCCACGCUUCUGGAUUUACUGGCGGCAAUGCUACCUUCGAAGGUACCAAGGAAAUGGCUAAGAAAGCUUUGUCAUUCUGA